This is a messenger RNA of Diaporthe batatas, 828 nucleotides long. RefSeq lists its product as uncharacterized. NCBI's taxonomy places the organism in Eukaryota, Fungi, Ascomycota, Sordariomycetes, Diaporthales, Diaporthaceae. Bases 1 to 828 code for a protein of 275 amino acids. The record is from RefSeq and is a predicted model, not a curated record. The transcript has 2 exons.
AUGGCUUCGAUAAAUGAGAAUCUUGUUGCUGCGGGGGAUUUACCGUAUUAUAAGGCUGCUACGGUGGCUGGACUAAAAGACCAGCUACGAGAGAACAAUCUCCCCAUAGACGGCCGGAAAUACGAUCUCUACCUACGUCUGCGUGAUGCUGGGAUCCUUAUACCACCCGGUGCAGCAGCACUGAUCCCGGCCUUGAACCGUCGUCCCUUGUCCCUGUUGGAAUGGGUCGGGAGGCGGGUCUUAGCUGAUACCCGUUUCCGGACCACCAACCGCACGCGCAUCAGGCGGGUCAUCGACUCCUACCUGUCGGCGUACCCAGCCGCCGACCCACCAGCCGGAGCGAGCCCGGCAAACAACCCACGUAACGCCAUCUUGUAUUAUUUCCGAGACCGCGCCGACCUCGCGGGCCAGAUCAGCGUCAUCGGACGCGCAGCUGCUCUCGGCGAGGUGCACAUUGUGCACCUCCUUAUCGCGUACGGUGCAGACGUGAACGAGGUGGUGAACGGCAGGACCGCCAUUGACGAGGCUGCGGUCGAUCUUUCAACUGACCCACGCCGCUUGCAAUCUAUCUUUGCUCUACUCGGGGCUGGUGCCAGUCUGGAUAACCUGGACCCUGAAACAUUGGACGAGGUUGUUCUCAUGAUGCAGGCCGUGAGUGGCGACCCUGGAUGGGAAGGCGAAGGCUACGAAUGGCCCAGGGUCGACAACCUCCUGGCAUUGUCCGCCCGGGAGUUCCUCGCCGACGAGCGCUCUCCCAGCGACGACAGGAAGUUAGUGGCAAUGUUUAUGCUUUGGGAGGGACACGACAACUAUCCGUCCUUCCUUUGA